Brassica napus (rape) is the source of this 998-nucleotide messenger RNA. Its product is annotated as putative ethylene-responsive transcription factor ERF121. Gene Ontology annotation, biological process: regulation of DNA-templated transcription. The record is from RefSeq and is a predicted model, not a curated record. Lineage: Eukaryota; Viridiplantae; Streptophyta; Magnoliopsida; Brassicales; Brassicaceae. Bases 522 to 998 code for a protein of 158 amino acids. Gene Ontology annotation, molecular function: DNA-binding transcription factor activity; DNA binding. The transcript is spliced from 2 exons.
ACGAAGACCGUAGCAAAUGACUUGAAAAGAAAUCCAAAUUUGCAUGUGAAUUCUUAUAUAUUUAAAACGUGACAUACUUGGCAUGAAAUGACAUCCACGUUUAACUGUUACUCGGUGUAAUGAUUGAAUUACUUUUAAUAGAACCGACCCAAAAACAAUACUGUUGUACAUUACUAUAAUUUGUAAAACUUAGAUGGAGGGAAUAAAUUCAAUAGUAUACAUGUAUACUAUUAACCUUCUUCUUUUUUGAGAAAGGGUUUUGACAUGUACUAUUCCUUCCUUAAUUAGUUUCCUCUCAAAAUCGCAUUUACUACAGAUACAUCAUCCAACGAUGUAACAGCUUCGUGCCGCGUGUACUAACUCCAAAGUCCAAACACAAGAUUCCAAAAAAAUGUUAUAAAGUUGACAAAAAAGAUUUUCAUGGACCCAUAUGUACAUUACCAACGUCCGCCUAUAUAAACCCUAAAUGUCGUCUGUUUGUUUUCAAAUCUUCACAAGACUUUCUAUCCUUUGACGUGGGAAUGAAUAAUGAUCAGUUUGAUCAGUUUGAUCCCACGAGAAUGAAUAAUUCAGAAAAUGUUCAAUCUUAUGUUCAAAACGAAAAUUUCACCCCUGUUUCACAACCAUCUUACUUGACAAGAGAUCAAGAGCAUGAGAUCAUCGUCUCUACUCUGCGACAAGUGAUAUCCAGCCCCGGUGGUGACACUUCUUCAUCAUACUGGAUCGCUAGUGAAGUUCUUCCGCCUCCGGACGCUGGCCCUUGUCCUAUCUGCGGUGUCACCGGUUGCUACGGCUGCGCUUUCCCACGGCCCGUAGAGAUAAAGAAGGAGAAGAAGCACAAAGGAGUGAGGAAGAAGCCAUCAGGUAAAUGGUCGGCUGAGAUACGGGAUCCGAGUAUAAAGGCAAGGAGAUGGCUUGGAACGUUUCCCACCUAUGAUAUGGCAGUGCAGUCUUAUGAAGAAGCAAAAUACGAGCUUGCCGUAAGAAGGUCGGCGUGA